Aphis gossypii (cotton aphid) is the source of this 1571-nucleotide messenger RNA. Its product is annotated as ankyrin-1-like. Gene Ontology annotation, molecular function: protein binding. The transcript has 4 exons. The coding region runs from base 152 to 1030 and encodes 292 amino acids. NCBI's taxonomy places the organism in Eukaryota, Metazoa, Arthropoda, Insecta, Hemiptera, Aphididae. The record is from RefSeq and is a predicted model, not a curated record.
AUUAUUAUUUGCACUGAUCGCGGGUGAAAACAAAAUCGUCGUAUACGCAACAGCUUUCAGUGUUCACUCAACUGUUCAACAGUUGUCAAAUCAAACUCCGUUGGCGGGACAAGGCCGCGGUUUAGACAAAAAUUAUUGCAGGGACGUUUACAUGUUGGAGUGCCUGCUGGCGUACGCCGAAUCCGGCGUGCCGGACGAUCUGCACGCCGAUGGCUGGCCGAGAUCGCCACUCGCGGUGGCCGCCUCGUUAGGCCACCGGCCGAUGAUGGAUUUGAAUUGGACGGUAAUCCAUUCGGCCUGUGAAUCUGGGAACGUUUACAUGUUGGAGCGCCUGCUGGCGUACGCCGAGCCCGGCGUGCUGGACGCGUUGCACGCCGGCGGCCGGCCGAGACCGCCGCUCGUGGUGGCCGCCUCGUUGGGCCGCCUGCCGGUGGUGGACGCGCUGCUGGCGCGCGGCGUGGACGUGAACACGCGCCGCGACGACGGCGAGACGGCUCUGCACGCGGCCGCCCGGGGCAACUGGCCGGCGCUGGUGGACCGGCUGUUGGACGCGGGCGCGUGCAUGGACGCCCGGGACGCGGUGACCGGCCGCCGUCCGCUGGACGUGGCCGUGCACACGUGGGGCCGGGACGUGUCGGUCACCGCUCAUCUGGUGCACGCCGACCGGUUGGCCAAGGCGGUGGUGCGGCACGACGUGGACACCGUCGCGUUCCUGUUGGCGUGCGGCGUGUCGCCGAACAUGACCACCGAGGCGUACGGGUCGCCGCUUCACGUGGCCGUCCGGCACCGCCGGUACCGCAUGAUGGCCACCAUACUGUCGUCGGACCGGUGUCGCACCACCGUCCGGCACCACGGCGCCACGCCGCUCGAUUACGCCGUGGCCGCGGGCGACGCGCGCGCCGUCAAGAUGAUCACGUGGUGCGAGGACCAGCGACGCCGGAAGUCCAGACACGCGUCGCUGACGGCCGUUCCGGCGAAACGCAAGUCGCAACAGAAAAACGCGUCGCGGCGCAGACGGACGUCCGUCUGAUAAUUAUUAACGAGACCCGUCGUCGCGCGCCAAACGACCACGAGACAUAAUACGAGACCUGCAGCACCGCGUUUGUGUUGUCGUUAUUAGUACUAUUAUUAUUAUAUUGACGUCGACGAUAUCGACGACACGUUGACGUUCUGUUUAUUGUUUUUAUUUUUUGUACUCGUUUUUCUCGCCUACCUGCUCGCUUUAUAUUCAUUGUUUUUAUAUGUUUUUCACUAUCUUAAUAUCCAUAAGAUAAACCAAUGUUUUUCCGGUUUUUUCGACCGGUUUUUUUUUUUGUAUUUGUUAUAAUUAUUUUACCCACCCACUAGGUACCCUCAAAAAAAAUCAAACCGAGACGACUUUAUGAUGAUGUAUUGUAUUUUUUUUCUAAACGUACCUCUCAUAUUAUACGAUACGUGUGCAUCUAUACCACCUGUUAAUGUAUAAUGCAACGCCUGUAAUAAUAUUAUUAUAAUUUUUAAACUCGACCAACUCAAUUUCUUUUAUAAUAAUUGUUAAUAAAUAACUAAGAUUAUAUAUCGUAUACAUUACA